AUGACAGUUCCUCCAGGCAUUCUCCAGGACAUUGCGACAUGGAUACAUGAGCAGCAAGAGUUUGAGGCAAAGCAUGGCAAGCCUGCGCCAAUCCACGCCUCCAUCAGGGAUGCCCUCUGCGAGCUCCACGCUCUGCUGAAGCCCGACGCCAUUAUCCCUCCAGGAGCUGAUCUGGGCAAUACCGACUGGAUCAGUCUACUAUUCCGCUACAAACAAGCAAGACAUCCCUUGACCUCGUCGGCCAUGGUCUUUACAGACGAGGCCACGCAAGACUUGACGCACCUGCAGCGCUGGAUGAGCCAUGUGACGCUGGAAGAGCACAGCGAGCCCUUUCCCACCGCAGUGAACGCCGGCGGCACAUUGCUCCCUCCGUCAUUCGGCCGCAAAAAGGAUGCGCGACAGUACGCGGCCAAGUGCGCCGUGUCCUGGCUCCUGGACCAGCGGCGCAUGCCGGCGGCGUGGCUGAUGGACCAACGGAUCGCGUCUGCUGCUGCUCCUCCACCCGUGACCUCGUCGCCGCAAGCAGCCAAGCAGAGCACUGCCCAGGUACCGCCGACCAAGAAGCAAAAGACGGCGACGGAGCCCUCGACAUCUUCAUCAGAUCACACCACUCCAGCACCACCCGCAGAGUCGACAGCAGACACACCCUUGGACCCCUCACCAGCACCAGUCCCUACAUCAACACCAGCCAUAAUACCAGCCAGCAGCAGCAGCGCCUUUGGCGCCGGCGAGCCCUCGGUCCUCCAAGAAGUCAACGAGACGUGCAAAAAGCUCAUGAUACAGCCCCCGGCAUACAAGAUCACGGCCGACGAGGGGGACCCCGACUUCUUUUCGGGCCACGCCGAGUUCAGCGGCGCCGGCGCGCUCCUCAGACUGCCGCCCGACGUUGGCCGCGUCGAGCACGUCUACGGCGGCAAGGCCUAUGCCCGCGAGGCUAUUGCCGGUCGUGUACUUGAGGAGUUGCGCAAGGUACUGGACGAACGCUUGAGAAUGUACCGGGAGAUAUUUGCAAAACUUGGUGAGUCGUGA
Pestalotiopsis fici W106-1 is the source of this 1029-nucleotide messenger RNA. RefSeq lists its product as uncharacterized. NCBI's taxonomy places the organism in Eukaryota, Fungi, Ascomycota, Sordariomycetes, Amphisphaeriales, Sporocadaceae. The record is from RefSeq and is a predicted model, not a curated record. Bases 1 to 1029 code for a protein of 342 amino acids. The transcript is spliced from 2 exons.